This is a messenger RNA of Gadus chalcogrammus (walleye pollock), 658 nucleotides long. Its product is annotated as E3 ubiquitin-protein ligase TRIM39-like. The record is from RefSeq and is a predicted model, not a curated record. Gene Ontology annotation, molecular function: protein binding. The coding region runs from base 1 to 648 and encodes 215 amino acids. The transcript has 2 exons. NCBI's taxonomy places the organism in Eukaryota, Metazoa, Chordata, Actinopteri, Gadiformes, Gadidae.
AUGAAGAUUAAGGAGAUCAAAGGCACAGUAGAAAUUAGGAAGAGAGACGCAUACAGAGAGAUAGCUGAUGGUGUGCAGGUCCUAACUGCUCUGAUGCGCUACAUUGAAAAGUAUGAAGUAGAUGUGACUCUGGAUCCUGAUACAGCUCAUCCCUGUCUCAUCCUGUCUGAGGAUGGGAAACAAGUACAUGAUGAAGAUGAAGAGAAGGAACUCCCAGACAACCCUAAGAGAUUUACACAGUGUGUAUGUGUUCUCACGAGGCAGAGCUUCUCCUCAGGGAGGUUUUACUUUGAGGUCCAAGUUAAAGACAAGACUGGAUGGUGUUUAGGAGUGGCCAGAGAGUCCAUCGACAGAAAAGAUCAGAUCAUAGAGACCCCUGAGACGGGUUUAUGGACACUUUACCACGACAAUGAUGGGUUGGUAUUCAGAGAUAACCCUGAUGUCCGUCUUCCUCUGAGUGCUGAGCUCCAGAAGGUGGGGGUGUUUGUUGAUUAUGAUGAGGGUCUGGUCUCCUUCUAUGAUGUGGAAGCCAGGGUUCAUAUCUACUCUGCUACUGGCUGCACCUUUAGUGAGCCUCUCUAUCCAUUCCUCUGUCCGUGUGACAACCCUACGCCCCUGAUCAUCUCACCUGUCAAUCAAAUAGACUAGGACCUUUGUU